Rhopilema esculentum is the source of this 2968-nucleotide messenger RNA. RefSeq names its product G protein-coupled receptor 161. Lineage: Eukaryota; Metazoa; Cnidaria; Scyphozoa; Rhizostomeae; Rhizostomatidae. Gene Ontology annotation, biological process: chemical synaptic transmission; G protein-coupled receptor signaling pathway, coupled to cyclic nucleotide second messenger. Gene Ontology annotation, cellular component: plasma membrane; dendrite. Gene Ontology annotation, molecular function: neurotransmitter receptor activity; G protein-coupled serotonin receptor activity. The record is from RefSeq and is a predicted model, not a curated record.
AAGACUAUAAUUCAUUAGUCUUUUUAGUUUUUCAUGAUUAUUACACACUCUCUGUCUUUGUCAUUUACACCACAUUGUAUCGUAAGGCCCUACAAUAUGUUUUCUCAAGUCCAAUCCCCUGUCAUCGACCAAGAUUUCCUCGCAAGUUUGAUUCAGAAAUAGGCACACACAUUCUCAGAAAAAGAAAUCUUUCUUUUUAAAAUUCCUUUUGAAGCCUCGGUUUUCAACAAAGUUACGAACCCUCAGUUUGGCAAUCUAAAGCAGUAGUAGAUAUAACAAUGUAAAAGGGCGCAGCUGAUGUUUCUCUCAAAAACUGUCUUUUCUCCUUGAAAAUCAAAAUGGUUUUUUUAGAAAGAACCUUGGAUGUGUCCGAUACACAUUAAAAGACUUUUAAUGGCAGGGAGUUGGUUAAGAUUGAGAUCAUUUCACAAAUAAUUUUGCGAUAUUUCUUUUCAUAUGCUUUACAACUAUGCGUGUCAAAUCACAAUUGCUUAUUUGAGCAAGAACCUUGUGAUUGCGUGCAGUACACAUCAUUUGAGUGGGAAGUUCUGUUGUGCGUGCCUAUUUUUCAUUCGCUUAUACCUGCGAUGUUUAUAUACAUUGACGUCACGCCAGAAUUUAGCGAAUCUUGUAUAAAAAAGGUAAAGCCUUUCAUUGCUUUUAUACGCUCAAGCAAGAUAUCAUAUCUGAAGUGUUGAUCGAAAAAAUAAACAUUAUUUACAAUGCUUACGGGUGGAAUGAGAGGUUUCAUAAGCAUCCUGUGUCCUUCUAUAACUUCCUGUUUGAUUUUUUCUUAUAGCAGUAAGUGUCAAUUCAGCUGCUUGGUUUUAAUAGAAAAAGUACCUAUGUUGGUAAGGGGGAGUGUGUAAAUAUCUUAAUCUAUUUUUCUAGUAUGGAACUGUUUGGCAAGUUGAUUGUUACAUGGAAACAAACAAAUUGAUCUGUGGAGAUAAAAUUGAAUAUCAUAAUUGUUCAAUUUCUUUGUAAUAAAGAGUCAUGUAAAAAGCAUUUUGAUGUCUGAAAUAUAUUCUGAUGAGCAUCCUGAAAAACAUUUUGAACCCCCGUUUUGCUGUCCUUAACAAAGCAGUAAGCAAAUAGCCAGGUAUUCGUGUAGGCAAAAAGGAGAAUCGAUUUGAGCGCUUAGUCAGAAAGGCAAACCUACAAGGGAAGUUGAUGUGUCUUUGAUUGGUUAUUUGUUGCGGAAUUCAAGGAGGAAUUUCUUCAAUUAGUAUUCUUGUUAUGAGGCCAACGAAGUAGCUGAUAAACUGUCGAAGGAACCGUUGUCAGAAUACUAGACGGUCGUUUUUUAAAACGAUUAUUUGGGAACCGGGUAUAUACAAAUGGUAUACUUAUCUUAUGCACAAUUUUUGCGACCGGCAUACUAACUGGCAAGACGUACUGAUUACAGAACAAGCAAAUGCUUUAUAAUGAACAAUUGUGGAAUGCAUUCACGGUAGAUGCACUGCCUCUUAAAGCUGGUAUUCAGAUGACGUCAAAAAUUGUCAAAAAAGCAAUGGUGUUUCGUUAAAUCAUUCAAUCGGCGAUUUACAUAGAUUUCCUAACAUUCUCAAAUUUUGUUGGCUCUUUAAUAAGCAACAAGGUGGGCAAAGAUUCACAGCAAAAGCGUAUUUUGCACCGGCGUAUUGCUCUUUAAUUAACGACAACAAGCUUUACGUUUUGCAAGAUCAGGAUCAGCUAUUUGUAUUUAUAGACCCAUUUAUCUAAGACCAUCCUGAUUAUUUCGAGAAAGGAAGUUGAAAUAACUCCAACUGCGGCAGAUUUCGACUCGCCGUAUACGCACAUGUCUAGAGUAGUUUUGCCUUAAAAUCAAGGGAAAAUUAAAAUCAAGCUAUGGAUGCAAUGAGCAUCAUUUCAACUCUAGAUUGUGUCAUCAUCUCGGUAUCAGCUGUCACUUCCAUUCUUGUUAUAACUGCGUUCAUUUUUGACAAAGAACUUCACUACUUGCCCUCGAAUAAGUUCCUAAUAAGUUAUGUCGUUACGAAUUUUCUCGUUUCUUCUGCUGGUAUUCCUUUAUCGCUGUUUUCCAGCUACAGUGAUUACGAAAAAAGGCCCGAAAAGUUUCUGCUUAGUUCGUCCUACUUCGUUUUUGCCGUAGUGGCGUAUAUGGUAAGCCUCAGUGUCAUCACACUCGAUCGUUACCUUGCUAUCAUGUAUCCACUUGAAUACUCCGUGCGAAUGACUCGCAAGAAAGCAAACAAGGUAGUAUUUGGAUUUGGGUUAGGCAUCGCCCUUUUUGGCAUCGUCACAAUACUCAUCGCUACAUUCGCACAUGCUGAAAAGGAAAAUGUUUCUACUGCCAUGAUAACAGUUAUGCAUAUUUCGGCUUUUACGGGAUUUAUGUCACUGAUUUUCGUCAAUUCGAUUGUGAUGCGAGAGGUUCGUCGUCAGACUCGCAUACUACACUCUCUUACAAUCGAAGAAUCAGGCGAAUCACGUCGUAUUUUGAAGAAUCGAGAAACUCGUACCGCGUACCUCUGUUUUGCAAUGAUAUUUACGUUUAUCUGUUCCUGGCUACCAAAUGCUAUUUUGGCAGUUAUUCGCCUAAUUCGCGGCAAAAACUUAAAGGAAGAGCUUUUCCUUCGAAUAGGCACGACUGUUUUCUUUACAGGUUUGACAAUCAAUCUUUUCCUCUAUAUUUUCUGGAAGACUGACUUCAGAAGUUCGUUGAAAGCUCGCCUUUCGAAACUAUGCUGCUGGAAAGUGCGAGGAAACAGAAUCAGUUCGGCGUUUUCGACGUCGGAUACUGGGCUUCACCGACGAGGAAUUGUAUCGAAAUGAGUGUCUUCUGUGGUAUCACUGCAAGUAUUCGUCCAUUGAUCUCGAUUUAUUGGUGGCUCUCGUGGAGACGAGAAAAAGAAAGUCCAGGAGCAAACACAGUGAUAAUUGCGCUCACCGGACACGCCCUUAAACUGCUAUGUUAGUGUUAGUCCAUAUAGAUUGCAGUCAG